Molecule: messenger RNA, 849 nt
Organism: Drosophila sulfurigaster albostrigata
Lineage: Eukaryota; Metazoa; Arthropoda; Insecta; Diptera; Drosophilidae
Product: C-type lectin 37Da
Exons: 2
Coding region: 26-613 (195 amino acids)
Source: RefSeq, a predicted model, not a curated record
GCUUACUAAGUUAGAGUCCAUCGAAAUGCAUCCCCAGAACGAACAGUUUGUAAUAUUACUGCGGCUGCUGCUGCUCGGCUGUUGCCUGAUUCCUUCAGCACUUGGCUAUCUGCCGGAUGUCAACAUAUUCACCAACUAUCGCACAGAGGUCUACAAUGGUAUUCCGUCGGACAUUGAUACGACUCCGUUUAUACGCAUUGGCGACAACUAUUACUACAUUGAGCCGAUGAACAAGGUGAACUGGUUCCAGGCGGCGGGCGCUUGCCGCAUGAUGAACGCCCACUUGGCCUCGAUUGAGGACAAGCCGGAGAUGGAGGCGCUGGUCAAGUACAUCAAAACGAAGGGCUUCAAGAAUAACGAUUACUUUUGGAUAUCGGGCAACGAUCUGGGCACCGAGGGCGCCUUCUACUGGCUAUCCACGGGUCGCCCGAUGACCUAUGCCCCCUGGAACGGACCCAAGCAGAUGCCCGACAAUUACGGUGGCAACGAGAACUGUGUCCACAUGUUUGGCACUCGGGAGCUGAUCAACGAUGCCAACUGCAAGAUACUGAUGCAGUACAUUUGUGAAGCCAGUGAUCCCAAGACCUUCAAGUUCACCUACAUUAAGUGGUAGAAAAUAGGGAGUACUUCGAUAUAUUUUGUUUUUUGCGUGCGUGGGAGACACGGCAUUUAUUGGGAGCUGUUGCCUCGGUUUGCAUUUGCAGCGCAUCUUCGGCAACGGCUUUUCAUCAUCUUCGUCAUUCAUCAAAUAUCAAUAUCAUUAUAGUUAUCGUUAUCAUUAUCGUUAUUGACCGGCUUACGCAUCGAAUUUGCUAAGUAUACAUUAUACAUCAGUUGAUUUACGAUUUA